This is a messenger RNA of Callorhinchus milii (elephant shark), 5787 nucleotides long. Its product is annotated as adhesion G protein-coupled receptor A3. The coding region runs from base 455 to 4369 and encodes 1304 amino acids. Gene Ontology annotation, molecular function: G protein-coupled receptor activity; protein binding. Gene Ontology annotation, cellular component: plasma membrane; postsynaptic density; glutamatergic synapse. The transcript has 20 exons. Lineage: Eukaryota; Metazoa; Chordata; Chondrichthyes; Chimaeriformes; Callorhinchidae. Gene Ontology annotation, biological process: cell surface receptor signaling pathway; G protein-coupled receptor signaling pathway. The record is from RefSeq and is a predicted model, not a curated record.
GAGGGGGGUGGGGGGGGCGCACAUCUGUAUCCGCUGCACUGAGGCGCUCCUCAGACCUGUUGAACUGCUUAGGUUUUGGCGAAAGGGGAAAAGCUUCGUUCUGGGAAGUUUUACGGGACGGGACAGUUCACACAGUGAGCGAUCGGCAAAUACAGCACAGCGACAGUGCGUAAAGCCGCUCCCGGGGCUUCACUGAUGGGAGACAAUCGCGAAUUCCGAAUCCACAAACAAUUGGCAGAAACACACAACGACACGUUGUUGGCAAAGGAUGAUCAUUAGAUGAGAUUCGUCGCUUGGAAGAAGAUUGCCGGAGAGAAACAAACUUAACCAACUAACAAACUCACCGACCGACCGACCGACCACUAACCUGUAGAUCGUCAAACUGUUGUGAAAUGCUCAGCUCAAAGACAAAUAGACUGGGAAUAAAGAAAUCCAUCGGAAGGCUCUGUUCACCAUGAAGCUCCUGCAUGUGGUCCAGUUGGUUGCUGGAUUAUUUGGAUCUCUAUCCGGCAGCAGAAGUUGUCCUGACUUGAUCAUAGAAAGUUGCCACUGCGCCAGCGAGCGCUCCAAGGGACCGAGCAGACAGACCCUGCGGAUAAAGGUGGUGUGCAGUAACGGGGAGUUGCUGGAAACUUUGCAACCCAGUCUCCUGCCGAGCAAAACAGUCACACUGAAUCUGAGUAAUAACAAGAUUUCACUGCUGAAGAAUGGCUCUUUCUUUGGCCUUGGUUCUCUGGAGAAAUUGGAUUUGAAGAAUAACUUGAUUAGCAGAAUUGAGCCUGGGGCUUUCUAUGGGCUUUCAGAACUGAGGCGUCUGGAUCUGUCGAACAAUAGGAUUGGAUGUCUCAGUCCUCAGAUGUUUGCAGGUCUUUCACGCCUCUCUAAAUUGAAUUUGUCAGGAAACAUCUUUUCAACCCUUCCUUUCGGGCUGUUUGCUGAACUUGUAACACUGAAAGCCUUACACUUUAGCUCGGAAUCCCUAAUGUGUGACUGCAACCUUGGAUGGGUCCUGCAAUGGGCCCAAAAUGCCUCUGUUCGAAUAGCAGAUGAAACAUUGUGUAUUUACCCAACAAUUAUACAGGGCCAACCAUUCAAAACCCUGAAGGAGAAGCAGUUGACAUGUGAUGGCCCCCUGGAGUUGCCUUUGUUCCAGAUUAUUCCAUCCCGUCGCCAAGUGGUGUUUCAUGGUGAUCGUUUGCCAUUUCUCUGCACUGCAACUUAUGUGGACAAAACAACCCAGGUCCACUGGCAUCAUAAUGGGAAACUGGUGAAAACAGAUGAGGAUAACGAAAUAUUUGUGGAACCAAGUAUGAUUCACGACUGCUGUUUGAUAUCCAGUGAGCUGAUCCUGUCCAACAUUGACGUUACUGCAACAGGGGAGUGGGAAUGUCUGAUCACCACCUCCCGAGGGAACAGCUCCAAGAUGGUGGAAAUUGUGGUGUUAGAGACAUCUGCACCAUACUGUUCUGCAGAACGAAUCAGCAACAAUAAAGGAGAUUUCAGAUGGCCUAGGACACUGGCUGGUAUUACAGCACAUCACCCCUGUAUGUAUCCAUUUGCAUCUGUAUCUUACAAUGGAGAUCACCAUGAAAGGAAAGCCUGGCGUAAAUGUGAUAGUUCUGGACAUUGGGUGGCAGCGAACUAUGCUGAAUGCCCAUAUGCAAAUGAAGUCACGAGAAUCCUUCAUGCCUUCAGCCAGAUGCCAGUCAAUGCCACCAAUGCCCUGGGUUUUGCCCACCAGCUAAUGGCCUACACAGAAGAGGCAGACAACUUUUCAGACAUGAUGGAUGUCAUUUAUGUGGCUCGAAUGAUUCAGAAGUUGAUUGUCUUUGUGGAUCGCAUAAAAGAUCUGGGAGGACACAUAACUGAAAUAGCCAGUAACAUGAUGAUGGUGGAUGAACAUGUACUAUGGAUGGCCCAGAAUGAAGAAAAAGCUUGUACCCGAAUGGUACAAUGUGUGGAACUCAUUGCAAGUCUUGUGCUGACGAGCAAUACACAGGUCAUUUCAAAGGUUUCCAUGAAUGUCGCACUGGAGGCAUUCAUGAUCAAGCCAGCUAGUUUCACAGGCAUGACAUGCACUGCUUUCCAGAAAACGAGCCUGAAUUCAGAGAGAUCAUUGAUCCAUGACGUGGGUACAUGGGAUUGGGAUGCAGAGAAUCAUAGAGACCAACAUUUGAAUUUCAAAUGCAACACUGGCAAUCUGACCAGUUCGCUUGUGAAUUUCCCAGUUAAGAAUACUGUAGCAGUGGCAUCAGUUCAGUUGCCACCAGCAAUUUUUACUCAUUUCCCAACCUUACACACUGUUGACAACUCAUCUUGCAAGCUACAGUUUAUUGUAUUCCGGAAUGGAAAACUCUUUCCCAGGACAGGUAACUCGUCAAACCUCGCUGAUGAUGGGAAACGCAAGUGUGUUUCGACUCCUGUUGUCUUUAUUAAAAUAGAUGGGUGCAGCUUUGUGAACCUCACUAAACCCAUCACUAUUGUUCUGAGGCACUUUGCACUUGGUGCAGAUCCCACUGCAGCAUUUUGGGAUUUUGACCUUUUGGAUGGUUGGUGUGCUAAUGGGUGCCACCUAACAGGUUCUGCAAGCAAUAUUACUACCAUUCAAUGUAUGCGCUUCAGUAACUUUGCAGUACUAAUGGAUUUGAAGACAGUGCUUUCCUUUAAUCAAUACCAAGGGGAGUUCUUGCACCCUGUGGUAUAUGCGUGCACUGCAGUCCUUUUGCUGUGCCUCUUUGCAUCCAUUAUCACCUAUAUUGUGCAUCACAGCACAAUCCGCAUUAGCAGGAAGGGCUGGCAUAUGCUGCUGAACUUCUGUUUCCAUACUGCCCUUACUUGUGCUGUAUUUGCUGGAGGCAUCAAUCGCACCAAAUAUCCGAUCAUCUGUCAAGCUGUUGGAAUCGUUUUGCAUUACUCUACUCUAUCCACAAUCUUCUGGAUAAGUGUCACGGCCAGGAACAUUUAUAAGCAAGUAACAAGAAAACCUCCUCAAUACCAAGAUGCUGACCAGCCUCCACAUCCACAACAACCAAUGCUUCGGUUUUAUUUAAUUGGCGGAGGCAUUCCUUUCAUAAUUUGUGGAAUCACUGCUGCAACGAAUAUCAACAAUUAUGGGAGUGAAGACAUGGCACCAUAUUGUUGGAUGGCAUGGGAGCCUAGUCUUGGUGCAUUUUAUGGUCCUGCUGCAUUCAUUGUGCUAGUAAGUUGUGUAUAUUUUCUAUGUGCAUUGGUACAACUCAAGCGUCACCCUGAGAGGAAAUAUGAGCUGAAAGAAAUGACAGAGGAGCAGCAACGAUUGGCAAGCACAGAGGUAGGUCCCAGUCACGUGACAGACUCUGGCUCUGUGUCACAUACAUGUUCAAUGGUCUCUUCUUCAAUGCUGGAGAAUGAACAUUCUUUCAAGGCUCAGCUUCGUGCUUCAGUAUUCACUCUAUUUCUGUUUAUUGCCAUGUGGACCUUUGGAGCCCUCGCAGUCUCACAAGGACAUUUCUUAGAUAUGAUCUUCAGUUGCUUGUAUGGAGCAGUUUCAGUGACCUUAGGACUCUUCAUUCUCGUCCAUCACUGUGCAAAGCGGGAUGAUGUCUGGCAUUGUUGGUGGUCUUGCUGCAAAUCAAAUAAAAAUACAUACUCUGUACGAAUGAAUGUCCGACCCCAAGUUACAAUGAAUGGUGAUGCUCAGCUUCAUGCACCAUGUCUCCUGGAUUCUCCUUGUCCCAGCAAAUCAUCGUCCAGUUGUAAUCACUCAGUCACUGGACUCUGCAAGUUAACCAAUCUGCAGGCUGUUCAAAAUCAUGUGAACUGCCUUUCUCCAGUUGCACCUUGUUGUGCCAAAAUGCAUAAUGAUCAAAUUAUUGACGAUGAAGGCCAUAUUCAUCUACAUGCAGACAGUACAUGCAGACCUGGGAUGCAUAUUCACAGAUGUCAAAAGAGCCGAACAAAGCCACGACAUUUCAUUCGUCACAGCAGAUCUGCAACCCAGAGAGAAUAUGCGUAUCAUAUUCCUUCCAGCAUGGAUGGAAGUGCUCACAGCUCGCAUACAGAAAGUCACCACAGUAUCCAGGAUAGCCAGACCUGCCAAAGGCAAGCUGUCUCUACAAAAAGCGAUCAGUAUCCUACCUUCUGCCAGCCUGAAAGCAGUGAUGCCAGCACAGUGCUAUAUGGGUGUGCUAAAGUGGACAGCGGAAUCACCACAGAGCCUAUUCACCAAGCAGUUACUUUUGAGAUGCACCCAAGGAGACAAUCAUGUCCCCUAAGUGUAGCCAACCAAAAUGGAAUACUCAAGGGAAACCUGCAUGAAGCCAUGAUUUAUACUUCAGACAGUACAGGAAAUAUAAGAACUGGUCCUUGGAAAAAUGAAACUACUGUGUAGUUUUUGAAAUCAAUAACUCUACAAUCAAUCAUUACAGCUACAGGUUGUAUGUACGUUUUGUAUAAUGCUUAUGUGUUUGUUUGCAUAUUUCCAGUGUGCAGAUCUUUCAAAAUACAUAGAUUAUAUGUGUGUAUGCAUACAUAUAUAUGUACAGCACAUACAAGAAUAUCAUAAAACCAGUAUUAUAUUAUGUAUUUGUAUUUCAAGCUGCAAAAGAUGCAUUUAGUGUUGCCACAAUGUGGACGUUAUUUUUAAAUUAGUCUGCAAAUAUAUCACACUUAAGUUAAAGUUUUUCAUUAUUUUUCUAUCAAUGUAUAUGGUUUCAAUUGAAACAUACAACAUGUGCAGUCAACAGAAUUGUUCUAUUAAAGAGUUAGUUGCACUUUGGAAAGCUAAAAUCAGAGACAUAUUAACUAUCAUCAAAAGAAAAAUCUGACUUUGGGAGGAAAUAAUACUCUUAGAAAAAAAACAAACGUGGGAUCAUGACAUAUAAGUAUUCUCUUACAGGAUUGGAAGAAUAGCACCAAAUCAACAAAAGUAUCCAUUUCACUGAAUAAUUGUGUAACUUUUACUGUAAUUGGUUAAAUGAAAUUUGGCUCUUUAAAUUUGUAGGAAGACAUUUUAUAUCAAAUGCAUUUUCCACGGAUAUAGAACAUGCUGUUGUAAGAAUGGUAACUUGCCUGAUUUUUGUUGAGUUGAAUCAUCAAUAGCACCCAUCUGCUAUGUGUGAAAACUAAAUUUGGUAAUGUAAAGAUCAAUGACAUUGUAUCCUCUUUCAAUACAUGUGGCUGACACAAUAAUGCAACUAACACAAUCAUUUGGCUCUUUCACUAGGUAAAGUGGCACAAUACAUGUGUAAGGUUAAUACUAUGUGCUAGAGAUGACAGUCAUCAGUUUUUUUGUACAGAGCAUGCUGUGCCUGUUGUAUGUUACAGUGUACACUGUAUAAUGAAUUGUCUCCAGUCAAUGCAGAUAUCACAAUGUAUAUUAGUAAAAAAAAACAAAAAAGCCUUCAAAUCAGCUUUGUCAUCUCUCUCGAUUAGACUGCUUUUCACAAUUCGUUUCAUUAACUUUAUUAAUAUUCUGUAGAAUUGGAUGAAAUUAGUUCCAUUUGAUUCACCUAGUUUUGCAACAGAAUUGUGGCUGAUGUUUAAUCACUAUAUUCAUAACUGCAUUUUGUCAUAGAAAAUUAGUGUGUGUUAGCAAAACUAGAAAUGAAUUGGAUAAAAUCACUCAAAAUUGUUCUUUAGUUCUUCAUGAAUUCAAAGUGAAGAAUUCUUGCAUAUUGUAUCACAUACCAUCUAUGACUCACAGAUUUCAUGUGAUCUAUGUAAAGCUUUUCAUCCCAUAUGAGUUUUAAGUCAUACUAAUUGAUGUAAACUCUUUAGUUUAACCCAACUCUCUGUACCAAGUGUCAA